UAGUUUGGACAGUGGCUCGUGGAAGACACAAGCUGAAUGCGCGUGCUUGCCUUUCUUCCCUUCCCACUCAAAAUAAACAACAACACUUCAAUUGUGAACCACUUUACCGGAAUGCAACACAUGAUCAAUCAAUGGAAACCACCGCCGCCGCCGCUAAACACCUCCAAAACUCCAUCCCUUACGGCGGAAGAUUCACCUCCUCUGCCCAUCACCAAUCAGAGAGGAGUGAGAUGGUGGAAGUUGGAGAUCCGACUGUUGUUGCUAGAAAAGUUCAGAAGGCUGACCGUGAGAAAAUCAGGAGAGAUCGCUUGAAUGAUCAUUUUCAUCAAUUGGGUACCGUCAUAGAUCCUGAUAGACCACGGAAUGACAAGGCAACCAUCAUCACUGAGACAAUCCAAGUGCUAAAGGACAUAACAUCUGAAGUUGAUAGACUGAAAACAGAGCACAAAUCCCUUUCUGAAGAGUCACGUGAACUAAUACAAGAAAAGACUGAACUCCGAGAAGAGAAAGCGUCUUUAAAAUCCGAUAUAGAAAAUCUUAAUUCCCAGUAUCAGCAGAGAGUAGGAGUCAUGCCGCCAUGGACUGCAAUUGACCAUUCUGUUGUCAUGAGUAGCCCUUAUACGUACCCCGUUCCUAUGCCAAUGCCAAUCCCUGCUGGUCCAGUUUCCAUUCACCCACCACCUAUGCAACCUUUUCCUUACUUUGGAAACCAAAAUCCUGGUCAUAUUCCAAGUCUAUCCUCAAUGUAUAUUCCAUUCUCGGCUCCAGCUAUCCCUCCAAUGGAGAUGGCAUCAGCUCAAUAUCCUUCUACAUCCCACGUGUUUAGUCGAAAAGAGUCUCGAAGCAAGUCACUGGGUCACAGAAGAAGACCUAGUGUUGCAGAAAGAUGUAGUGUAUCUCCAGAUGUGGCAACAGAGCUUGAGCUUAAGAUGCCUGGAUCAUCAACACAACAGGAUUGCACAUCUAGAGGAAAAAAGGAAAAGCAUUCGGUGAUGAGUGAUAGAAUCAUCGUAGAUGAGAGUGCUUCGAGCCGGUAUUCUGCAUCUCAGGGACUUCAAGAUAGCUCCAACAGCGUCAGCAACACUCCAAAGGCCGGUUAAUUGACUUUGUAUAUGGAUUCUUGUUCCACUUGACCAUAUGUUAAUUCAGGUCAUUUAAUUUACUAAUACAUAUAGUUGUUUCCAAUUCAUAGUUUUUCCUGGUCUUGGGGUAUAACUUGGCUAUAGGUUCCUAUAAUUUCUACAACAAAAUGAUCAAUAGAACAGUUCUUCCUCUUGCAGCUAAAACUAAAGCUGGGAUCUUGCUGAGUUUCGCCUCUGCAACUUGGGUAGCUCAAUGAUGGUUCUUUGUCUAGAUGUAUGCAUCAUAACCCUCAUGUGUAGGUUACAUACCACAUAUAUAACUAAUUUUUGAGCCAUUUGAAUGCUUAAGAAUCUCCCAGACAGUGUAAAUAUAGAUUAGCAUGUCAUAUUGUAGAUUGUCAAGUUAAUUGAUGCAAUACUAUGUGAAUUUUCGAUGUGACUUUUCUGCCUAUUUUCAUCAUCUUUUGGGAUUUGGACCUAUGCUUGCUAUUUAACUGUUUAAGCACCCCCACAAUCUAAUUGACUGAGUUUCUUUUUUGUA
Molecule: messenger RNA, 1623 nt
Organism: Medicago truncatula (barrel medic)
Lineage: Eukaryota; Viridiplantae; Streptophyta; Magnoliopsida; Fabales; Fabaceae
Product: transcription factor bHLH121
Exons: 5
Coding region: 132-1100 (322 amino acids)
Biological process (GO): intracellular iron ion homeostasis
Molecular function (GO): DNA-binding transcription factor activity; protein dimerization activity
Source: RefSeq, a predicted model, not a curated record